Myxocyprinus asiaticus (Chinese sucker) is the source of this 6115-nucleotide messenger RNA. RefSeq names its product metabotropic glutamate receptor 5-like. The record is from RefSeq and is a predicted model, not a curated record. The transcript has 9 exons. Gene Ontology annotation, biological process: G protein-coupled glutamate receptor signaling pathway; regulation of synaptic transmission, glutamatergic; trans-synaptic signaling by endocannabinoid, modulating synaptic transmission. Gene Ontology annotation, molecular function: adenylate cyclase inhibiting G protein-coupled glutamate receptor activity; G protein-coupled receptor activity involved in regulation of postsynaptic membrane potential. Bases 282 to 3815 code for a protein of 1177 amino acids. Lineage: Eukaryota; Metazoa; Chordata; Actinopteri; Cypriniformes; Catostomidae. Gene Ontology annotation, cellular component: postsynaptic density membrane.
UCAGCGUUCUUCACUUGGAGAUAAUACAGAAUUGAAGUCUGCUUAUUUUGCAAGGUUUUCAUCUAAAGUGAAAAAAAAAAAAAGAAAAGAAAAGAAAACAUGAUGUCACGUGACGCGCGCGAGACUUGUCGCUGAAGUGAACGCUCAUCGCACACGCUCAUACACCCAGAGACAAGACGCUCAGCUAAGAACACGAGCAAUGGCCCAAAAUAACAAACGAAGGAUGCCCUGAGGGACCUACUUCUAUUCUACACUGUGUCUGAUCUGAGUGGGCGAAGGAAAUGGGGAUUUUACAUUUAUUGGUGUUUGUGCUGCUUGGGGACAGUUUGGGUCCUACAAGACUGGACAUUGUGGUGAACGCCCAGGCCAGUGAGCGCAGAGUCUUGGCCCACAUUCCUGGUGACAUAAUCAUCGGGGCACUCUUCUCCGUCCAUCAUCAGCCACCGGCGGACAAGGUUCACGAGCGUAAAUGUGGAGCCGUACGCGAGCAGUAUGGUAUCCAGCGGGUAGAGGCCAUGAUGCACACCCUGGACCGCAUCAAUGCAGACCCAAACAUCCUACCCAACAUUACGUUGGGCUGUGAGAUCAGGGACUCCUGCUGGCAUUCAGCUGUCGCUCUGGAGCAGAGCAUUGAGUUCAUUCGAGAUACCCUGGUCUCGGCAGAGGAGGAGGAGGGCAUUUCCAAGUGUUCAACUGAAGGUGGAGGUACACCCAUGAAAGGGAAGAAGCCCAUUGUUGGACUGAUCGGGCCUGGGUCAAGCUCUGUGGCCAUCCAAGUUCAGAAUCUCCUACAGCUCUUCAACAUUCCCCAAAUUGCAUAUUCAGCUACCAGUAUGGACCUCAGUGAUAAGUCCUUGUAUAAGUACUUCAUGAGGGUGGUGCCCUCCGAUGCCCAGCAAGCAAGAGCUAUGGUAGACAUUGUCAAAAGAUACAACUGGACCUACGUAUCUGCUAUUCACACAGAAGGGAACUACGGUGAGAGUGGAAUGGAGGCCUUCAAAGACAUGGCAGCCAAGGAGGGCAUCUGCAUCGCCCACUCUGACAAGAUCUACAGCAAUGCUGGAGAGCAGAGUUUUGACCGACUUCUCGAUAAGCUCAGGAGCCACCUUCCCAAAGCUCGUGUGGUGGCAUGCUUCUGUGAGGGCAUGACCGUUCGUGGCAUCCUUAUGGCCAUGAGACGGCGCCGCCUAGUUGGGGAGUUCCUAUUGGUUGGCAGUGAUGGUUGGGCAGACCGCUAUGAUGUCACAGAUGGCUUCCAGAGAGAGGCAGCAGGGGGAAUCACAAUCAAACUGCAGUCUGCUUACGUCACCUGGUUUGAUGACUACUAUCUCAACCUGCAGCCGGACACAAACAGCCGGAACCCCUGGUUCCCAGAGUUCUGGCAGCAUCGUUUCCAAUGCAGGCUGAAGGGGCAUCCACAAGAGAGCACCAAAUACAACAAGACCUGCACUAAGAAGGAGUCGCUCCGACACCAGUACGCUCAGGACACGAAGAUGGGCUUUGUGAUCAAUGCCAUCUACUCAAUGGCUUACGGUCUGCAUGCCAUGCAGAAAUCUCUGUGUCCCGGAUACGCGGGUCUUUGUGAAGCCAUGCGGCCGAUUGAUGGACGUAAACUCUUAGAGUUCCUCAUGAGGACCGACUUCACUGGCGUCUCGGGAGAAGUGGUGCUGUUUGAUGAGAACGGAGACUCCCCGGGGAGAUAUGAGAUUAUGAACUUUAAACAGAUGAGUGAAGAGGACUUCAGCUACAUCCACGUGGGCAGCUGGGACAACCGUGGGCUGAAAAUGGAUGACGAGGAAAUUUGGGCCAACAGCAGUGCUAUCAUCAGAUCAGUGUGCAGUGAUCCCUGUGAGAAAGCUCAGAUCAAGGUGAUCCGUAAGGGUGAGGUAAGCUGCUGUUGGACCUGCACUCCGUGUAAAGAAAACGAGUUUGUGUUUGAUGAAUACACCUGUCGUGCAUGUGAGCUUGGAUCCUGGCCUACCAAUGACCUCACAGGGUGUGAGCCAAUCCCGGUGCAGUACCUUCUGUGGGGAGAUCCUGAGCCUAUUGCAGCUGUGGUCUUCGCCUGCCUCGGCCUGCUUGCCACCAUCUUCGUCACCUUAGUCUUUGUCAGGUUCCACGAUACGCCAGUGGUGAAGUCCUCCAGCAGGGAGCUGUGCUUCAUCAUUCUGGCUGGUAUCUGUUUAGGGUACCUGUGUACAUUCUGCCUGAUCGCCAAGCCACACGUGGCUUACUGCUACUUGCAGAGGCUGGGCAUCGGGCUAUCGCCUGCCAUGAGCUACUCCGCCCUGGUCACCAAGACCAACCGCAUCGCUCGCAUCCUUGCAGGCAGUAAGAAAAAGAUCUGCACCAAGAAGCCUCGUUUCAUGAGCGCCUGCGCCCAGCUGGUCAUUGCCUUCAUCCUCAUCUUGAUUCAGCUGGGCAUCAUUGUGGCACUUUUCAUCAUGGAACCCCCGCAGGUGAUCUAUGACUACCCGUCUAUACGCGAGGUGCACCUAAUUUGCAAUACCACCACACUUGGAGUGGUGGCGCCAUUGGGAUACAAUGGGUUGCUCAUUCUCAGCUGCACCUUCUACGCUUUUAAGACCCGAAACGUCCCUGCCAAUUUCAAUGAGGCCAAAUACAUUGCGUUUACCAUGUACACCACUUGCAUUAUCUGGCUUGCAUUUGUGCCAAUUUAUUUCGGUUCAAACUACAAGAUUAUCACCAUGUGUUUCUCGGUGAGCCUCAGUGCUACCACUGCGCUAUGCUGCAUGUUUGUGCCCAAAGUCUACAUCAUGUUAGCCAAACCAGAGAGGAACGUGCGCAGUGCGUUCACCACGUCGACUGUUGUGAGGAUGCACGUGGGUGAUGGAAAAGCUGCUUCUGCCGCUAGCCGUUCCAGUAGCAUGGCUAACCUGUUCAGACGCAAAGGAUCUGGUACAGACAAUGUAAGUUCAAAUGGCAAAACGGUGACCUGGGCACAGAACGAUAAAGGUUACAGGCCAAACCUUUGGAAGCGGAUCUCCAUCCACCUUAAGAAGAAGGAGGAGGCCAACCAGACGGCCAUCAUUAAGCCUUUCUCAAAGGGUUGUGACCGCCUACCAGACACUGGGGUGAAGCUAGCAUAUGAAGGGCCUCAGAAAAACCAGCGCUACCCUGUAUCCUACCGCCCUCGAACCCCUUCACCACUACCGACUGUGUGCCAGCGGGCGUCUAUGAAAAGGUGCGAAGUGGAAGGCCGUGAUGAAGAACAUGUGCCGGUAGUGCCCCUGCCUUCAUAUCUAACAGAGCGCUUGCAUCAUGGCAGUGCACCCCAGACCUCCAUCAUGGAUCAGAUCAGCUGUGUGGUCAGCCAUUUCACAGCCAAUAUCAGCGAGCUCAACAAUAUGAUGCUGCCCGGUUCCCCACCAGGGACAGCUGUAAUUGUCGCCGCCCCAGUCCCAAGACCCUGCUCCCCUUCUUUCCGCAGGCACCCACAAGAAAGGCAGCACCCUUCCACCGUCACCACCUACGCUGAUGUGGUGGCUGCAGCAAACACCAACCCUCGCUCUGCGGUUGGCAUCGCCGGGGGUAUUAUGGCUGGUGGGAGUAGCAGAGCUUCACCAGCCAGUCUUUUUGAAUGCACCUACGACUCUUCGUGUGCUGUCAGGACCACUGAUUUGGAGGACUUGGGCACCUUGACUCCCCCUUCCCCAUUCAGAGACUCCUCCGUGGAUUCAGUUAGCGAAUCGCCCACAUCGCCAGCCUCGGAGCUGCCGUUGUGCGAGCCCUGCUCCCCAAUAUACGACCAGCUGGUGCUUAGGCACUACAGCCAGAGCUCUUCUUCACUCUGAGAGACUGUUCAGAGGACAGAAAGGGCGCAGGCGUCUAAUGAGAGUUUGCAUCUGCAUAGACUGCAAAACUGAACUGUAAGUGUCAAGGAAUAUACAAGCACUUACAGAGGACUUUUUAUGGUGCUCGGAACCCAGCCCAUGUUCAAAAUACGGAUAGUUUGAGAUCUGUGUAAGAGAAGGCACUUUGCAAAAUGGCUUUUCAGCUAAUUAAGGAUGUACUUGAUAUGCUCUUGUAUAUGAGAGCACUCUGAAAAUGUUCAGGACUUGAAGUUUAUGGUCAUACUUGAGAAGGUGUAACUGAUGUGGAAGAUUACGUGUGUUUGGCUUUCAGCCAGUGAUAACAUUCCAACGACGUCAAACCACACUGGGGUGUAAAAUAAUAAUAUUCUGAAAUUUUACGAAUUUUUUCUACCCUUUUGCCUGUCAGCAAGAUGUCCCUCAGUUAAACAGCUUGCACAGUUCUUCACAUACAAGGAAAGUGUAAAAUUCUGAAUGUACUGUAUAGGACCAAACUGAGACUAGAGUUUUUUGAAGGAAUAUUCUGGCUUCAAUACAGGUUAAGCUCAGUCGACAGUAUUUGUGGCAUAAUGUUGAUUACCACAAAAAAUAAUUUCAACAUGACCCUCCUUUUGUAUAAAAAAGCAAACAUUUAGGUUAAUGUUAGUGAAUGGGGACAAUUUCUGGAGGGUUUUAAGGCAGAAAUGUUAAGCAUAUACUUUUUAGAAGCACACAUUUAUUCUUCUGUAAAAACGUGUGUAUUAUUUGAGCUGUAAAGUUGUUUAAAUCAUAGUUUUUUACGGUUGUUUUAGGGUUUAUGGCUAAUCAUGGCAACGAAGUUGUAAAACUGGAUAUUAUUUUACACUGAAAAGGUUAGUAAGCAAUUUUAUCACACUAAAAUCAUGUUAACACGUAUAAUGUUUACAUCUUAUACUUUUGAAACAGUGAAUAUUUGAGUGUUUAUGGAUUGGCCCCAUUCACUUCCAUUGUAAGUGCCUCACUGUAACCCAGAUUCUUUUUUUAAGUUGACAGUAUUUUUUAUCGUAAUCAACAUUGUGCCACAAAUGCUGUCAUUUGAGCUUAGCUUGUAUUGAACUCAGAAUAUUCCUUUAAGUGCAAAACAUUUGUUUACAUUUUGGUCAUUUUCUUUAUUACCCUAGGUUAGAGGUUGCAUGUAGUGCCAACUCAUAAAGAUAUAUAUAUUACUAUAUUUUUCAUAAUGAUAAUCAUAUUACAAGGAUAUAAGAGCUAAUUUAUUUAAUUAACAAAGAAAUUUCCCACACUUUAGUGUAGACAAUGUGUCUUAAAUGACUUCAGGCAUGUUGGGUAGACAAUGUCUAAUCUGAAAUCCAAGGUCAUGUCAGUGUAUUUAUAUGAACACGUCCAAUCAUUACUUGAAGUAUUUAUUGAAGAAUCACUCUAAUUUAAAACACGAAGAGGAAAUCAAACAAACAGUAAUAGCUUUUUACAGCCUAGAGUGUAGGAGAAUUCACAAAAACCUUUACAAGUGAUGAGUACUUAAAGCAAUAUAAAUGAAUGCAGGGCAUAUAAGGUACAAAUACAAUUAUUAUUUCAUUUGCAAAUCAUUUUCUUGUUUUAAUCCACUCAGGCUUGAGUUCCAAAAACAUACACUUUGUGGGCUAAAACACGAGCCAAAAACGAAAUAAUACCCAUUGUCAUUACACUGUGGAUAUGGUUCUUAUAAAUGGGGCAUUACAGUCUCUGUUGAUAAAACGUAUAUGUAUAAAACCUAUAACCACAUGAACUUCUCCCAUUAAAUAUACCUUUUUUUAUUACCUUCUAAUCUAAGUUUAAGCACUCAGAUUUUCCUGUAGUAGGAGUGCACAUUGUAUCUAUCAACAAACGUUUAUUCUUUUAAUCAAUGUGUAAUAUUCUUAUUGAAUAGAUGUUAUGUAACAAGGUCACAUGUUUGCAUGCAGAACAGUGCCAUUAGCUAAAAUAAGUGCUUAUCGUUCUUUUAAGAACUUUUGUACAUUUUCUAAAAGUCUUUUUGCAUUUUUCGCUCUUUGCCUUUUUUGAGGGGUCGGUCAUAGAAUUUAGAUUUCGGGCCGUGUGUGUAAUGUAUUUUUCUACUAAUUGUUUGUGCCGAUUCAAUAUGAUGUUGGAUUAAGUUUUGUGACAGUGGAGCGAAUGUAACUUGCAGUAUUUCAGUUAAAGGUUUCAAUUAUAGUGUGGACAAGUCUUUUGUUACUAAGUUCAGGUUUUAAUUAAUGGUGUGGAAGUAUUUUUUAUUUCUCUUCAAAGUGUGUAAAAAAUAUUCGUUUUACUUGAUUGGUAUUAAA